Humulus lupulus (European hop) is the source of this 1236-nucleotide messenger RNA. RefSeq lists its product as uncharacterized. The record is from RefSeq and is a predicted model, not a curated record. Lineage: Eukaryota; Viridiplantae; Streptophyta; Magnoliopsida; Rosales; Cannabaceae. The coding region runs from base 91 to 831 and encodes 246 amino acids. The transcript is spliced from 3 exons.
UAUUCUCGGUUGCUCCUCGCUCGAGUUACGGUUUAGACUUUAGAGCGUAAAGCAGUGAGAAAGUGCGAGAAAAAGUGAGCGAAAACGGAAAUGGGUAGCUCAUCGGACGACUUCUCGGUUUUCGUACUGGCCUCGGAUCUGGGCAUGGACGCAAGACCCUUCUUGGAGAUCCAAGAGAAAGAGACCGAAGACCAAGAGAACUGGCACGACUGCCCUCAGUACCUCUCCGACGAGGAUUUCUCCGACCUCGAACUUUUGCAGUUCUUUCGUAUUCAAGGUCUCGACAAGUCCGGCAAUCGGAUUUUUCGCAUCGUCGGAAAGUACUUUCCCGCUCCAAUUGUCAGCGCAGAUCGUUUGAAGAGGUAUAUUGUUCAAAAGCUAUGCAGUGAAUUGCCUGAAGGGCCAUUCUCCAUUGUUUACAUGCAUAGUACUGUCCAGAAAGAGGAUAACUCCCCUGGGAUCACUAUCUUGAGGUGGAUUUAUGAAGACCUUCCUUCUGAUUUCAAAGACAGGCUUCAAUUUGUCUACUUUGUUCAUCCUGGGCUUCGCUCGCGGCUUGUAUUUGCUACCCUCGGCCGAUUCUUCCUAAGUGGAGGUCUGUAUUGGAAGAUCAAGUACGUGAGUCGUUUGCAGUACCUUUGGGAUGAUGUAAAGAAGGAAGACAUUGAAAUUCCCGAAUUUGUGAAAUCUCAUGAUGAUGUUCUGGAACACAGACCACUAACCGAUUAUGGUAUUGAACCAGACCCUCUUCACUUAACUGAGGUUCCUGCCAUGGCUUGCUCAUUUGGGAGAUAUGACGAGAGAUGGGCAUCAAGACAUGAUAUGUCCUAGUUUGGCUAAUGCAUUUCAGUCCAAGUUAAGGCCUUACUAAAAGGUAAAUGUUAAAGUUAUAAUACGACACUAGCAUUGUACAUAUUUAUCCUUUUGUGUUCUUCACCUUAUUACUCUUCUUAGUGAUUUGAACUGGCGAUCAGAACCUGUAUAUUGUUUUGGACAUCUUUACCUUUAGUAGACCGGCCAUGUUGAUUGGUUGUGUGCAAAAAAUAAGUGUAUUUUAGGCACAGGGAAUCUUGAAUCAGAAGAUGAUGAACCUAAAUCAGAGAGACUAGUAGUAGGAGCUUGAAGAAUAACAUUUCAUUAUCAAACUGAAAUUGCUGUAUUUUACUGUAUUGUCAAAUUAUUGGUGCUAUACUGUUGAUUAUGAAGGACAACAUGUUUUAUUGUUAUUUUUUUAAA